UUCUUAAUGCAUUGCCAAAAUGUAUAUGAUCGGGAAAAAUUUUCGGGAAUGAUUGGAAUUGAAUCGGGAGCAAAAAAAAAAAGCAAUCGGAUCGGGAAAUAUCGGGAUCGGCAGAUACUCAAACUAAAACGAUCGGGAUCGGAUCAGGAGCAAAAAAACAUGAUCGGAAUAACCCUAGUUAGACCCAUACAAAAUAGCUGUCAUUUCCAAAUAAUAAAUGCCAUAUUUUUGUUCAACCUUGCCACAUCCUCAUUGGCAGCCAUUGACGGCGAUCAAUCGCUGCCAGCCUCUCCGAGUCAAAAUGGAGUGGACGUCAAUCACCGUCAAAGGCAGCUAAUGAUUUAAACUACUUGUAGCCUUAAUAGUACGGCUGCACUUUUGCAAAGAGGUUGAGCAUGCGUGUGUGUGGUAUUGAUCCAGGUUAACCCCACAGGGAGACGCACCUAUGACAGGCAGGCACUCGGACAGGCUCAACCCUCCACUAUAAUAGCUUAUGGUGGGCAGAUUAAAGGAUGAGACCUGAGAAACAAGCCGCACACGUAAACGACAAAAAGCAGCGAGCGGGCAGCGCAAACUCUGUCCACCUGUCCAGCGUCCCGCACAGCAAGAGGGGGACAUUUUGCAUGCAUGUGGGGGAGUCGGAAGAUUCAGAUCCGGAACAUUCCACCUCAUCUACAGUGGGAGGAUUUUGACGGCCUUCUUGCUCGUUAUGGUACUGUAGAAAAUGUGGAACAAGUCAACACCGACACAGAAACAGCAGUGGUGAAUGUCACGUACGCAACCAAGGAGGAAGCGAAAGAAGCCAUUGAGAAGUUGACCGGACAGCAGUGCGACGACUUCUCCUUCAGGGUGUCGUACAUCAUGGACCUGGACGCUGCUCCGCCCGUCCAGGCCGCCAGAGGUCGACGCGGCGGCCGCUCGUCACGGGACCAGGAGACCCCUCAGCCAGGACCCUCGGGGGGCUUUGGUGCCCCGCGGCCUAGGCAGCAGCAGGACUUUCCUUUGCGCAUGCUCGUGCCCACUCAGUUUGUGGGCGCCAUCAUCGGCAAAGAGGGACUCACCAUCAAGAAUGUCACCAAGCAGACACAGUCCAAAGUGGACAUCCAUCGAAAGGAAAACGCGGGCGCGGCCGAGAAGCCCAUCACCAUUCAUUCGUCUCCAGAGGGCUGCUCCUCGGCCUGCCGGAUGAUCCUGGACAUCAUGCAGAAGGAGGCCAACGAGACCAAGGCGCAAGAGGAGAUCCCUCUAAAACUCCUGGCCCACAACAGCUUGGUAGGCCGCCUCAUUGGGAAGGAGGGCCGCAACUUGAAGAAGAUUGAAGAGGAGACAGGGACCAAGAUAACCAUCUCCUCGUUACAAGACUUAACCAUUUACAACCCAGAAAGGACCAUCACAGUGAAGGGCAUCCUGGAAGCGCUUUGUAAAGCCGAAGCGGAGAUUAUGAAGAAACUGAGGGAAGCCUACGAGAACGACGUUGCUGCUAUUAAUCAACAGGCCAACCUGAUCCCAGGCUUGAACCUAAACGCUCUGGGCAUUUUCUCCUCCGGUCUGCCGGUGCUGCCCCCAGCUGCUGGACCUCGCGGCUCAGUCCCCCCAGUACCACAAGCAGGAUACAACCCAUUUUUAAGUCACUCUUCACAUCUCAGUGGCCUGUACGGGGUUCCUCCAGCAAGUGCCGUCCCCCACCAGCACUCAGCUCCAGAACAGGAGGUUGUCUACCUCUUUAUCCCAACUCAGUCAGUGGGAGCUCUCAUCGGGAAGAAAGGCCAGCACAUCAAGCAGCUUGCACACUUUGCCGGCGCAUCAAUCAAGAUCGCACCAGCUGACAGCCCCGACGUGACUGAAAGGAUGGUGAUCAUCACCGGGACGCCAGAGGCUCAGUUUAAGGCCCAGGGUCGAAUAUUUGGGAAACUAAAAGAAGAGAACUUCUUUUCUGGGAAGGAGGAAGUGAAACUGGAGACGCACAUCAAGGUUCCUUCCACUGCAGCCGGAAGGGUCAUUGGGAAAGGUGGCAAAACGGUGAAUGAGCUCCAGAAUCUUACCAGCGCUGAGGUCAUCGUACCGCGGGACCAAACUCCAGACGAGAAAGAUGAGGUGUUUGUGAAGAUCAGUGGACAUUUCUUUGCCAGUCAGACUGCACAGAGGAAAAUCCGGGAGAUCAUUCAGCAGGUCAAACAGCAGGAACACAAACACCAGCGAGGCGCCGCCAGUUCACCGCAACACUCCAAGUGACCCGCGGGCGCCGGCCGAUGAAUGUAGCCCUCCCCAAAACGGACAGAGACCUCUAGUCAGACAACGGCCGCGACCCGAGGGGGAACGCGCAGGGCUGACCGGCGGCAGCGGGAUCAAAAAAUAACCAAAGAACUUCAUCGAGAAGGGGAAGCGAGCGAGAGCCAAAGGCGGUGAGCGACGGUGCGCACUGCCAGCCCCGCGAUAACACUCGCGGUGGGAUACUGAUAUUGCAAGAACAUCAAAAGGCGGACAAGCGUCGUCUUCACAAGGUAAAACAGAAACUAGCGCGUCACUCUGCCAAUUUGUUCUCUUUAGUUGGAUUAACAUAAUGUAGGCCUGACACGGAUUAAGCAACUGUAUUAACGACACAAUUAAAUCGAGAUGGAGAUGAACUAUCCUUAGCAGUAUUAACACAGGGUAGACAACUUAUUGAUAUUUACAGGAGCAACCACAUUGAGCAGUUCCCCUACUUUGGAGGGAAAAAAAAAAUCAAAAAUACAAGCCCCAUUUGGAAAUAUGGUGAAUGUUUUUUGUAACAAGCCUCUGUGUGUUUGUGUGCCAAUGCUUCGUAUCAAUUUUUUUCCCCCUUCUCAUCACUCUCUCAUUUGAAAAUUCGUUUUUUUAAGAGGAAAAGGAAUAUUUGAACGUGUGAAUUUUUUCUGUGAUAUGCAUGUGGGACCCGGCACAGCAAAAUGAGUCACAAUAAGGCAAUUUUUAAAAAGUGAGAUUUGGGCAAAAUCAAAUAGGGAUUGAGCUCAGAUUUUUGACAACAACCCUUCACUUGUCUCAAGCGAAGCGCAUUUGUUAGGUUGGACAACCACCCAUUUACUUCACUGCCAUGCAUUUGCAGCGCCAUCCAAAUUUCAUGUUGACAUCUGAUUCGGAAUGCUAGCACGUUCUAUGUUCUUUUCUAAAAAUCAUAUUGUUAUUUACCUUAAGAAUUCAUAGAAAAGUCUGUCUUCAUUAACUCAUUGGCUGCCUUUGACCGUGAUAAAUGUUGCUUUAAAAAUGAACUAUUUUUACAUUCCCCACAAAGUAACUUGGCAUAUGACCAUUUUUAAUCCUGAAACUAAAAAAAUUGAUCAACAGCCUCUUUACUGUUGUAACAGUUUCAAUGUUUUCAUGAACUUAUUGGCUGCCAUUGACGGCGGUAGACAUCGAAUCCAUUUGGAUUGGGAAGGGCUGGCAGCGAUCAGAUCGGAUUUGACGUCUAUUGCCGUCAAUGGCACUGAAACAUGAUCAUUCAAUGCCAUCCAUCCCAGUUCAAAUAUAUUUGACGUCUAUCACUGUCAAUUCCAGUGAAUGAGUUAAAACCGUCAGACAUUGCGUUUUCCGACCAUAGACUAUAUAUCCCACCAAUCAGAAGCCAGUAUAUUUGGAAGUACAUAUACCAACAAGCUAAAGCUUUACUAUAAAACGUCUUUAUGCAUUUGUUAGUUAAUGUUAGCACAAAAGGUAGAUUUAUUAAAAUGGAUAUGAGAUUAGCAAAAAGGAAUUUUCGUCUUUAUACAGCUAGCCGUAAACUGGGAAUUCAUCAUGUGGUUAUUUUUUAAAAUAAAUUGUUUUCGAUACAUACCUUUUUAAAAAAUAGGAUUUUUGAACACUCUGGGAUUUUUAGCUCAUGACAACGGAAUAUUGAAUCAAUAAAUAACAUUGAAUCAAUAAAUAAGCGUCUUGUUGAUUCAAAGAACCAUUAACGUAAAAUACUGUUUUACGGGGAAAUGUCAAUUUUGAAAGAUUUUACCAGAAAUUUUUGCCUUGCAUUUCUUAAUCUCUCUGUGCAAUGUACGACUCAUUUUGCGAUGCCGGCCACAUAUGUGCUUUACAAUGAAUUCCAACAUGGUUGCAGAGUUAUUUUUUUAGUAGUUCAAUUCAAAAAGUGAAACUUGUUAUACACUGUAAAAUAAAAACUUGAAAUUUCAAGUCAAUCAAUUUCACUAGAAUUUUCAAGUUUUAAAGGAAAACUAAAAAAAUCUAGUUAAUUUUGAGUAAAAUGGGGUCCAGUUAAUUCAUUCACUACCAAAGACAAACGACAAUGUUGUUUGUUGUUCAACUGCUCAUAACCAAGGAAAACAAAAUAGUGGAAACAAACUUUUUUUAAUGAUGAAAGAUAGGAAUAUAAUCAUUCUUUUGUAAGUUAUGUGUUUAUGUAACCAAGGGGAUAUCUCGUGACAUGAUGUUUGGUAGUCAAUGAGUUAAGUAUUAUUAACUUAAAUUUUAAGUAAACUGGACUUCCUUUUAUAGUUUGAAUUCAAAAUUUUAUGUAUCACAAGAAAUCCAGCAUGUGGUGUUUUCUGUGCCAGGAAGACCAGUAACAAAACGAGCUAGGUUCUGCUGGAUUUGUAGUGUUUUGGUACUGGUUUUGCUGGUACAAAAACAAGCAUGUGCUGGAUUUCUCAGCAUGGUUUAAAAAAUGUAUAAUAAAUUUCCCCUACUGGGGAUGGAACCCUGGCCUCGCAGUGCAUCUGAUCUGUGGUUAAGGCUAAAUUCACACAACCUAACAUUUCAAGUUCAGCUUGAAUAAAUGGAAGUCUUGCCCAUAAACUUGCAUAGGUGGGUACAGUAGCCAAAAAUUUUACUCAAGUAAGAGUAGCGUAAAGCAAGUAAAAGUAGUCAUCCAAAAAACUAAAAAAGUAUUUGAUGAAAAGAAUACUGACAUGAAUGAGUAACAUUGUAACUUACGUUUUUUUAAACAAUGGUAUUUUUUUUCUCAGCACAAAAUUAUUGUCUAUAUGAACUGUUGUUAUAAUGAUACUGUACAAUAACCCAUUUUAUAACCACAUUAAGCUAAAGAAAUACGAAAUAAAGGAAAAGAAAUCAUUGAAUUCCGCCGAGAAAAAAAAAAGACAGAAAUGAUGCAUUAUUCGCCCAAAGAGCAUGAGUGCCCUCUAGUGGAGAAAAUAGUUCCUAGUUUGAAUAGUGAAUAGUUCCUUCAUAGUUACUAUUAUGAAAUUAAAAGGAUCAUGUCUGCGGUUUUCCGUGGUCAGUCGGCGCCAAAUAAAUACUGGGAGAGAGGUUAAAAUCCACGCUUUUGAGUCAUGUUUUAGGGCAGUGCUAUAUCUCAAAUAAUUCAUUUUUUUACAGUGCUUUAAAGACUCCAUGUGAUUGAAUAGGCUGGCGUCAGUGGCGUAAACAUAGAACGGCGAGCUUGUGUCUGAUUGGUACAAUGGAGUCAUGUGAUUAUUGUUGCGACGUCUCAUUGGUGAAAUUGGUAGAACUACUCUUGGCAUCGCUUAAAAAAAAAAAAAAAAAUUCUAAUAUGUAGAAUAAAGAGGAAAAAUGUAGCGACUCUUGUGUAGCCCAAAGUAGCGGAGUAAGAGUAGCGUUUUUUUCUUCACAAAUCUACUCAAAUAAAAAGUAUGGCUUAGUAAAACUACUCCUAGAAGACAUUUUUUUCUCAAAAAGUUACUCAAGUAAAUGUAAUGGAGUACAAGUAACGCGUUACUACCCACCUCUGCAAACUUGAUAAUUCUAGUUAAAUCAACUCAUUUGAUCAAUACUCAAAAUAACAAGUUACUUAAGAAAACUAAAGAAUUUAAGUUAUGUCUACUUCAAAUCUUAAGUUAGGAUGACUAAUAGGAAAUUCUCUUUUUUUACAGUGAAUAAUUUUAGCGUUCGAUAAAACGUAAUUUCUUAAUAGAAAUGUCACCUCAAAAUUGAUCUUGCAUACAAACUUCCUUCCUUGAAUUGAACUACUAAUAAUAAAUCCAGCUUCCCGCCAAAUUGAGGUCCAUCUGUAUGCGUAAUAGUGAAAAAAUGACUACUUUCAUGGUCCUAAUUAUAAAUAUUAAGAAAAAAUAUACUGUUAGACAAACCUUUUUCAUGUGACGUCACUUUCUCUACCUGUGUUCGCUAAUGCUUUCGCUGCCUUUGACGGCAAUAGUCGUCCAAUCUAUUUUGACUGGGAGAGGCUGGCAGUGAAGCGAAGUCAAGAUGGAUUGGACGUCUGUUGCUGUCCAGAAGUUUGGCGAAGGUAGUAAAGUGAAGUCUUUGAAAAGUGUCUACGUAUUUGAAUGUGCGCACACUCGGCCUUAAGGGGGUGUUGUGUGAGGAUAGCUGGGUUUUUUUUUUGUUUGUUUGUUUUGCUUAGAGGCAAAUGUGAAGGCGCUAACCCUCUCUCAGGGUUCGGGGGAGCUUUGUAAAAAAGCGUGACAGCUGUGAAUGUACCAAACGCAGCCUUUAAAAUAUUAUUUUCCCAUUUUUAAUACUAAACAAAGCAGCCCUGGCCUUGUUCAGCAGUGAUUGUCACCUCAAGAGUUUUAUGCAGGUCCCUCGAAAGCCUUAUUUUAUCACUCAUCAUCGCUAAAGUCAUUGCCACACCUUCCUCCGAGUGCGUGUGUUAGUAUGUCUGUGUAAAUCUAUAUAUAGCUAUAUAUAUAUAUCUUAAAAGAGAGAGUAAUAUUUAUGAAUCUAUUUUUUUUCCUAUUUUGUGAUGAGACCUAUUGAUAUAAAACAAAAAGUCUUCUUUUUCCUUUUUUUUUUUUUUUUUUUUUUUGCCCUAUGGGACACUGCCAUAAUAUUUUGAAGGGAAGUGUUUAUUUUCGUGAAAAUGAAUAAAAAGAGAAAAAGCUGAAAAAAAUGGGAGAACUUUAAAAAAUGAACCAACGCAGGAUGUAAACAGUGCGCGUAUGUCAGUAUUGUGAUCUACCUCAGGCUUCAGGGUACCUCAGUCCAAUCUUUCAUUGCCCCUCAACGCACCCUCUCCCCUUUUUCCCCACGUUUUUUAUGCCUUGUUAAUUGAUCAGUUUGAUCCCUUUGAAUGAAUUUACAACAAAAUGAGCCGUCUCCUGCAAAGAGGAUGUUUUGCCGUUGCUGAGAGGUGAAUUCCAAAAUUUCUGGAAUGGGUGUCCGAAUGGUGAUGGGGAGGAAAACAAAAAGUAAUGCAAAUCUGACGACAGAAUUUAACCGACUGUACCUCCGAAAAAUCAAAUAAAAAGUUGGGGAUGUUUAUGUUGGGUUUGUUGAAUUAUGCUUCUUGUACCUUUGAAAAGCCUGUCGAAUGACCCUUUCCACUCAUUAGGGGAGUAGAUGUCCAAUCCGUUUCAGUUUACAAUGGAUUUGUAUUACUGUCAAUGGCGGAUAAUAGCUGCAUUUCCAUUAUCCAUAGAUCUAGUCAUGGGAACGCCUGAAUUUGGAAAAAACUGUCCAAUAUCGAAUAAAACAUUUGUAUGCUAGACGUUUCGAUAUUCAAAUAUAUCGCCAAAGUGCAACAGAAACACUUUUUAAAAAUUGAUACGGCACAACAUAUGAUCCUACCUGGUCACUUUUACUUCUCGGCUACAUGAAACCGGUUUUGGGCGUCUAUCUUCCCUCAGUAAAAUCUCAUGGGAUGAGAUUUACGAGAGUUACGAGGCUUUAAAAAAGUAUUCAAUGGAUUAUACAUUGCUGAAAUACCGCUUUUAUUUUGCGAGAAACUGGCAUGGAAACGCUACUAAUGAGUUAAAUGAUGCCAGAAAUAUGCACUGGUAGUAGAGCUGGGAAUCUUUGGGCACCUAACGAUUCGAUUAUGAUUACGAUUCAGAGGCUCCGAUUCGAUUAUAAAACGAUUAUUGAUGCACCCCCCUCCUUUUUUUUUUUUUUUUUUUUUUUUUUUUUAAUAAAUGUUUUGUACAUUAGUUCCAAAAUUGUUCAAAAAUACUCUCAGGCUAAACCAAACUACUAUUUCAGUAUCAAGUUAACAUAUAGCAGUAAAUAAAAUAUACAAAAAUAACAGUAAAUAAAAAACUCCAGUCCCCAUUCUGUAUCAGCAGCUUUAAACUACAUUCAAUUAAUUUAAUGUUGUGAAUCAACCGUUACAGUUGUUAAAAUUGAUCCCGUUAUUCCAUAAUUUCCUUUUUGUCUACUUUCGACAUGUGAAAGUUUUAAAACUAUUUUAAAGAUAUAUUCAAGUCAAUAUUUUACCGAUUUAGGAGUAUUUUAGAUAAAAAGUGAAUUAGGUUCGCUACAACAGCCUUGCAGGGAAGUGUACUGCUUUAAGAUGGCGGCCGUUUACUAACGAUCGCAUCUAGUUUUUUGUAGAUGUGCUGCUAACGCUACCGAAUCUAUAUUGCAUCUAGUCCUAUAUAAAUGAUAUCUGCCGUAACAUUAUGUGGAUGUACUUUGUAGCAGCUUUUCGGCAGCAGUCAAGUAUGUUGUUGUGUUUUUUUAUCUCGUGGCAUGAGUUGAGCUAGAGCCUGAGUUGAGCAUUGGCAUUACCUGAGGGGCCGGGUAAUGAGAAGUAUGAUGUUUAGCUACUCUCGCUCCGUUCCUCCAUGCCUCUCGAAGACCGCGCGGCGCGCUGAGUGUGUUGUACUUCCACUUUACUUGGCAUAUUUCAAUAAUCGGAAUUUGAAUCUUCCACGGCCAAAUCGCGAAUAAUCUAACAAUCGGAAAUUUUGCACACCUCUAAUUGGUAGGCUGUAGCUUCACACUUAAGGUCUACCCUACUUAAGGUCUACGUCUACUUUUUGCCGUUUCCUGUUAUGAAAGCUAUUUUAAAAAGCGCAAUUUGUCUCAGGGUUGUUGAUCACAUUGCGCGUGUACUAGUGUUGUUCCGAUACCAUUUUUUGGGGCAUCCGAUUCUGAUGUGUGCCAGUGUUACCAUUAUCACACUUGCUGAAAAAGUAUAAACUUUUUUUUUUUUUUUUUCUGUUAAACUAAGUAACUGCAUACUUGCAUGUAGGUUAAAUCCUUGUUAUAAGCAUUUGGAACUGGCAGCCAUUAUGAAUAGGUUGACCUGUGAUUUGAAAUUUCAACUGCAUUGGUGUUCAUAAUAAUACGAAGAACAUCGUACUCGCUAAUGCCAAUGCCUCCAUUUUAGUGCCGUAUCGGUGCUGCUUCUGAUACGAGCAUCAGUGCAAAUCUAGCAUUUACAAUUUCAUUAAUUUGCAUUCACUUCAACAUAGGAGUAUAAAUGAGUAAUUUCACAACUGUAAAGAAAGAUAUAAAUUCUUUGGAUUACGAUACACUAUGUGCCGAUAUUACAGACCGCUACGAUUCAGGUUAAUGGAGAAUUAUAUUAGUUAAAAAUUUAAGUUACGUUUCACCUUAACCAAUUAAAAAAUACAAAGAAAUUUUGAUGUUUUUGACAAUUUUGUCACUAAAAUUUACAGUCAUUUAAAUGAAAACUAUUUGUUUUGACAAUACAUAUUUAAAAUAAGACUAUGUUGAUCGAUGCUUUGCGUACGCAUCGAUUUUAUUGGAAAAUUUCUUAACAGAUCAAUGGGAUUAUGGGUGUAACUCUAUUCGAACGAUACAGUACUUGCCCAUAUUACAAAAUCCGGCACGAUUCGAAUCAAAGGCCUUUAAAUGAUUUGGUAAAAUAUGCACACAAUUAACACGAAAACACAAUAAAAUAUACGAUGCAUAUUUGGUUUUUGACAAUUUUGUUGCUGAAAAUUCCACUUUUGAACAAAACAGCUAAUCAAAAAGAUGACGAUAUAAUUUGAUGUUGUGAUGUUGUGUUUUGAUCCAUUUCAAUUCAAUUUUGCUUAACAAAUUGUUAUUUCAAUCAGAUCAAUCCACAUCGAUGUAUUGUUACACCCUUACGACAACGACAACUAGCAAAAUAAACUGCAUAGCAAUGCACACAAUCAAGUUUUUUUCUUAAAAGAUAUGUCAAGUUUGUGUUUUAUUUUAUUGUCUUGUUUUAUUAAACUGUAAACUUGGAACCAAACAGUUGUUUCACUGUUCGAACCAGAAAUCCCCUGAGGCAGAAUGAGAACAAGUCUGACACCUUCAGAAAAGACAAACAUGUGUUGUCACUCAAAUUGACAACUAAGGAAAAUUUGAAGUAUUUAAUGGACCUAAUGCGCUUGUUUUGGGAAUUUGGGGAAAAUGGGCAGGUGUGGUAACCAAUCUUACAUCGGCCCAUUGACCCAUUGAAUGUUCAUUCAUCCCUCCCAGUCAAAAUGGAUUGGACGUCUAUCUCUGUCAAUGGCACUCAGUGAGUUCUAAAAAAAAUAAAUAAAUAAACAGGCUUUUCAAAGGUUAAAGAAGCAUCCUUAAACCCUACCUUCCCAACAUUUUGUCUGAUGCUUUUCCCCUAACUGUAACUUCUGGGGGGGAAAAAAUGACCUGUGAAAAAAUAAAUUUUAUAACACACCAGCUGGCUAAUUCUGUUGGUGAUUUUUAUUUUAUUAUUUUUUAAAAAGACAAAAAGACACACAGAGCUGCAAAAAUACACUGACUUUUUAAAUACGGUGUACAAAAAAAAAAUAUUUAGAAUGUAGAACUUUUAGCUGGUGACACUAGUGGAUGUGAGACCAUCGUGUACGAUAGCGUCUCAUGCUACUGUCUCACACUAACGCAUAUCCUGUUUCCUGUUUCGCCGUUUUGUCCUCACCUCUUCUUUUAUUUUUGAAUUUUUUUGCAGUGUACAUUUUGAGGAUUACCUCUACGAAACAAAGACUGACUUUUUUUAUUUAGUUUCUUGCGGUCAGUCCCAGUGAACACACGCAGUAACAGUAACCUCACACAAUGCCUGAGGCAAUUGUAUCUGUCCUCGGCCUGCAAGACCGGCGCGUCACUAGUAGUUCUUGUGCUUAAAAUUAUUGGACGUCACUGGUAAUGGGGCUGUACUGGUAGUUCUUGUACUUGAAAAAAUCAUUAGCUAACUAGCUCGCGUCUAUAGUUUCACAUGGAAGCAAGCUGUUUGUUGUCAAUACAAGCUGUGUCACAAUUCAGGGACUGCACAAUUGAAGUUUGCAUUUGAAGGCCUGUGUGAAGGCUUGUCCCAAGCCAUUCAAACUUGGAGUAAGCUCUUCUCACUCACUCACAAUGGAUCCUCCCCAUAGUCGAUUUGAGAUGAACGUUUCCACCUGCGCCAGCAGGCUAAUCCAAGUAUCCUUUACUUGCUUCUCCCACAGCUAGAAGAAAUCAUCUUAAAUGGCAGCAUCGACAGCAUCAAAUAAAUAUUAAUAAUAGUAUUAAUAUAAUAUUAUAAUAUUAAUGAUUUUUUUUUUUUUGCCUCCAGAUACGGAUUCUACCUCUCCAGUGUUGUUUUUGGCAGCCAUUUUAAUUUUUGUCUUAGUCUUUUGGACGAAAAUACUUACGUAUUAGUCUUAGGCGUAUUUUAGUCAGUUUAAAAUGUGUUAGUCUUCGUCUAGUUUUAGUCAACAAAAACUCAAAUUUUGACUGAUAAUACACACUCAGCAGGAAAACAGCACAUUGUUUGCAAUUAAUUAAACUCACCUGGAGACCAUGAACUGUAUGUAAAAUGUUUUCCAAGAGUUUUAAGAAGACAGUCCCCAUCCUAAUGCUAACAUGAACGCUAUGCUAACACUACAAGUUAGUUUAGUGUGUGAUGAUCACUCAGCAUAGACCUUUAAAGGCUAAAGCAACAUGGCAUAGCUAGCCAAAAUAAAAAAACAAAACUUACCAAACAGCACCUGACAUGUUUCACAAAAUGAGCCUGGAAUGGAGCGCUGAGACGCAGCACUUCACAUAAGUGACACGACCAAACACUGCUAAAUACGUUCUAACUACACAUAGAAUAAGAAAAUAUCACAAAUUGUGAAUUUAUGACGGCAACUAUGGCGAAUUUUCAUCUCGUUCUUGUGUCGUCAGACGACAACUGGCUUCCAUGUCGUUAUGUUUAGUCUCCCAAGACACGUUUUCAGCACAUCAUCAUAGUGAAACAAUCGUUUGUUGACGAAAUCUUUUCGUUGUCGUCAUCGUUGACGAAAACAACACUGCACCUCCCACUUCAAAUAGAUUGGAAUUCUGCUAGUGAUGAACUAAUUUGGAUUCAGACGAAAUAUUGGGCAUCUAUAAUCUUAAGAAGGGUGACACGCGCUCCUUUUUUUACGGCGGCAUGCUUAGCUGACGGCCAUCUUGGGUGGUGCUGUCGGAAUCUAGAACUCAAAAAGCACAUAUUGUGCAGCAUUGGCACGUUUUUUUAUAGUACAUCCUCCCUGAUACCGAUGACGGCAUUUUAGUGCUGUAUCGGCACAACACUACUUAUAAGUCAAACCAUUCACACUUCACAUACAUUUUUAUUGUAGGGUUUUUACUUAUUCGAAUGUCCAAUGACUUAUAUUAAACUAAAACCCCAAAUUCCGUCAAAACGUGACAUUUGGUUGCUUAAUUAUAGUUUGCUUGACGGGUCAGCUAUUUUAUUGAUACAUAAGAAAAUUCAUUUAAUUUUUUACAAGAAGGAAAUACACCAAAGACUAGACUAUCCAUCCCAUUACCGGGAAGAGGAUCCUCAGUCACCCGCGUCCAGCAGGAUGCAGUCUAGAAGGAUGAAGACCCUGAAUUGGGACACAGUUACAGACUUCAAUAUGUAGACGCCUAGUUGACAGGGAUGUGGUUGAGGUUAGGGUUAUGAAUAGGAUUACCUGUAGACCACUGCCAACAAGGCCCCAGUCUUGCAGACCGCAGACAGACCCUUCUCGCCUGAGGCUGCUCCUGCCUCCUUUCUCGCGAUUUUAGCCGGUGAAUUGGGCACUCCCAGGGUGCUUUGCUAGUGUACCGUUUUUUGACUUGGCAGAGGACGACCUGUCUUUCUGCCUUCCCUCUUUGGGGCUCUUUUAAGCGCAGCGUUCCCUCUCCAAGGUUGGACGCUCUUCCUUUUUGCGAGGUGGUGUUUUCUAAGGUUUUGGGGGUGUUGCUAGACUUUUAAUACUCAGAAACUGAAAACCACACUUAACACACAUCACUGAGGAUGUAUUAUUAGCGAAUUUAGUCAGAUCACAACGGUGGUUGGAUAGUUGUCGUUUUUUUUGUUUUUUUUCUAGGUUUAUUUCGUCUUCUGUCGAUCCGGUUUUCUCGUCACCGACACUGUGUAGAUGAUUCUUAGCUUCAAAGUUUCAUUACAGUUAGACUGCUGUCGACAUUCGAGUCCAAAACGGGACGAGUAGAUUGACAAGAGGAUCGGGGUUUGUAAGAAUAGAACAAUAGGACAUUGGACGAGGACAAUUGCGGUGGUGUUUUGUUCAAUGACACCUCAUAUAGCACUAAACUUCGACUAGUGGUUUUACACAUCUCGCCGUUCGGGAGAUUCCUCGUGUGUGUAUGUGUGUACGCGUGUAUGUGUGUGUUCAAUAAGUGAAACCCCUCCAAUGUCUCCGAAACGCGUCAAAAGGUCACUGAUGAUUCCGAGCGUUCUGUUGUUUGACUUGUGAGUGAACUGUAUUGCUGAGUAAAUCUGGAUCUGAGCAAUAAACACCAUUUGAAAAAUG
Messenger RNA from Corythoichthys intestinalis (scribbled pipefish), 13394 nucleotides. It is a transcript of the gene igf2bp2a, whose product is annotated as insulin-like growth factor 2 mRNA binding protein 2a. The coding region runs from base 628 to 2232 and encodes 534 amino acids. Gene Ontology annotation, cellular component: cytosol; nucleus; cytoplasm. The record is from RefSeq and is a predicted model, not a curated record. Gene Ontology annotation, molecular function: mRNA 3'-UTR binding. Gene Ontology annotation, biological process: nervous system development; regulation of gene expression. The transcript has 15 exons. NCBI's taxonomy places the organism in Eukaryota, Metazoa, Chordata, Actinopteri, Syngnathiformes, Syngnathidae.